Molecule: messenger RNA, 354 nt
Organism: Lottia gigantea (owl limpet)
Lineage: Eukaryota; Metazoa; Mollusca; Gastropoda; Lottiidae
Exons: 3
Molecular function (GO): GTPase activator activity
Source: RefSeq, a predicted model, not a curated record
GCAGGCUGGGCUGUUAACUUUGAUAAACUUCUACAAGAUGAAUCUGGAAUAGCUGUUUUCACUGAAUUUUUAAAGAAGGAAUUUAGCGAAGAGAACAUCAUAUUUUGGACAGCAUGUAAAGAUUAUAAGAAUAUAAUUGAUGAAGAAUAUAGAAAAGUGAAAGCUAAAGAGAUUUAUGAACGUCAUAUUAGUGCUCGGGCUAGUGAUCCAGUUAAUGUAGAUAGUGCUGCUAGACUUCAUACAGACAAAUUUAUAGAUACACCUAAUUCAAUUAUGUUUGAUCUUGCUCAACAACAGAUUUUUCAACUGAUGAAAACUGACAGUUAUGCCAGAUUCUUGAAAUCUGAACUCUAU